UAAGUCGUGAGACAAGUUAUUUAGUUGCGAUUUGAAAACAGCCGCGGUCACAUCAAGCUUCAACAUGAGAACAAUCUUUGCUAUAGUUUUUGCUGCAGUUUCACUGUUUGGAUCAUUUGUGUAUGGAAAUGAUUAUCCUAACAAAUUUCAUUGCAUCUAUGGAUGCAAACAGACUAAUGCAGUGAACAAUUACAAUCACCCCGUUAACUACAUUCCAAUGGAGAACUUUGAGAAUGCUGGAGCUGGGGUGAACUCAACUUUCUUCCGGAUAGGCAUCUUCGGUAAAAGCGAUGCUAUCAUUCGUUUCUCCAAGUUUCCGAUGCCCUACAACAAAAAUAUUGUACAUGAGAUUGUUGUCGGAGCUGGAGCUAACCAUUUCACCGAAAUAAGACGGCAGACGAGAUUCAACAAGUUGGUACAUACCAAUCACGUGCUUAAAAAAAUAAGAACUCCUGACAUACUUCCUGAGAUGGAGCCGUUCGUACUGCAGGUGGAAUUUGUUCAAGAUGGAUCAGUUCGCUUGACCAGAGACGGCGACACGGAACCAUUUUUGGAGUUUUGCGACCCGGACGCUGAGAUAAGCUACAAAUAUAUUGGGUUCUCCAACUGGCUGUCCAAAAUGAUCUACUUUUUCGAUUGCCCAGUGUAUAAUUUCGAUGUUAGGUUCAAUAAUCUUAACAUGUUGUAAACAAUACUAUGUAUCUUCCAUGACAUAAUACUCAAUGAUAAGUAAGUAAAUGUUCGUUGUUGGAUUCAAAGGUUCUGAGAUAUUUUAUUCGUUUGUGGGAACUAUAUAGCAGUUAAAACUCUGGAAACUUGA
Messenger RNA from Armigeres subalbatus, 820 nucleotides. RefSeq lists its product as uncharacterized. The record is from RefSeq and is a predicted model, not a curated record. Bases 65 to 688 code for a protein of 207 amino acids. Lineage: Eukaryota; Metazoa; Arthropoda; Insecta; Diptera; Culicidae. The transcript has 2 exons.